Gracilinanus agilis (Agile Gracile Mouse Opossum) is the source of this 1026-nucleotide messenger RNA. Its product is annotated as mas-related G-protein coupled receptor member A1-like. Gene Ontology annotation, biological process: G protein-coupled receptor signaling pathway. Gene Ontology annotation, cellular component: membrane. NCBI's taxonomy places the organism in Eukaryota, Metazoa, Chordata, Mammalia, Didelphimorphia, Didelphidae. Gene Ontology annotation, molecular function: G protein-coupled receptor activity. The coding region runs from base 1 to 1026 and encodes 341 amino acids. The transcript has a single exon. The record is from RefSeq and is a predicted model, not a curated record.
AUGGACCCAACCACCAUGACCCAGACUUCCACCCAAAUGUUCCAGGACUCAGAUGAUAGAAACAUGUCUGAGAGAAAUGAGUCUCUCUUCAUUUACUAUGGAUCUUGUAAAGAGGAGACAUUUGCUGUUACAAUUAAGUCCAUCAUAUUGGCCUUCAGUGUUUGCGGCUUGGUGACAAAUGGACUGGUCCUCUGGCUCCUGGGCUUUUGCAUCAAGAGGAAUCCUUUUUCUGUCUACAUCCUCAACCUGGCGGCAGCUGACUUCUUCUACCUGUGCUGCCAGACUGUAAAAUGCAUUGAAAUUUUUGGUCCCAUAUUUUGGGACAUAACACCAAGCUUUAUUACCACUUUCACAUUUUUCUUUUAUACCUUGGGCCUGAGCCUCCUGGCUGCAAUCAGCACUGAGCGCUCUCUGGCAGUCCUCUUCCCCAUCUGGUACCGAUGCCACCGCCCCAAGCACACCUCUACCGUUGUGUGCUCCCUCUUCUGGGUAUUCUACCUUCUGGGGAAUUUACUAGAAAGUUAUGCCUGUGGUUUGCUUGUUUAUCUCUCCUACCCUGUGAUGUCAUGUCCAGCAUGGGACUUCUCUUUCAUUACGUUGAUUCUCAUCCUGGUUAGCCUGCUGUGCACAUCCAGCCUGACUCUCAUCCUUAAGGUCCAGUGCCAUUCAAAGCGCAGGCAGCCCUCCAGACUCUACCUUCUCAUACUACUCACCAUCCUUAUGUUCCUGCUCUGUGGACUGCCUAUGGGAUUUCACUGGUUUCUUCUUUAUUGGUUUAUGGAUUUGGAGUGUAUUGUUUUUGUAUUUCAGCUUCUAUCCUGUGUGAAUAGCAGCUCAAACCCCCUCAUCUACUUCUUCCUAGGAAGUCUCAGACAGAAGAAAAGGAGGGAGUCCCUCAGGGUGCUGCUCCAGAGGGCCCUGAGUGAUGAGGCUGAGACAGAAGGGACAAAGGAGAUCUCCCACACAGAAAUCAUGGAAAUGUCACCGGAGGGUGCAGUUGAUGGGGGGAGGAAGGAAGGUAAAUGA